AUGGCGAGCAAGUCGUCGAUGUCUGAUGAAAAUAAAGCACUAAAACGUAAAAAGGAAAUAGAGAUUAAAAAUGCAGAAAAUCCUCAGUGUUCCUCACCAGCAGGGCCACCUCCGUGUUUGUCUGACAGCUCUAAAGAUGCAGACAUUGAAACAUUGAUGAAAGAUAUAAGCAACGACAUAAACCUUCAUUUUGCCAAAUAUGCCAAAGCAUUAAGUGAAAGAUCUGCAGUGGAUGCAUCGUACAUACAGGAAUUUAAUGAGAUUUUGAAGGAAGCCAGAUCAGUUGAAGUUCAUUUAAAGCAGAAACGGGAAAGUCUUAGAAAUCGACUUACUAUGAUUGCUAAUAAAUUACAAAGAUAA
Messenger RNA from Bombina bombina (fire-bellied toad), 360 nucleotides. Its product is annotated as testis-expressed protein 12-like. NCBI's taxonomy places the organism in Eukaryota, Metazoa, Chordata, Amphibia, Anura, Bombinatoridae. The record is from RefSeq and is a predicted model, not a curated record. The coding region runs from base 1 to 360 and encodes 119 amino acids. The transcript has 4 exons.